CUGGCUGGGGCUCAUUCAAGCAAUGGAAACGGACCUGGCGUAUGAGGUAUUGGCGGACUAUUCGCUGCAAGAGACUCCUUUCUACGAGGCCCCGACACCGACGGCACCUGUUAGUGUCAACCUCUAUCCUCCACCCAACAAUACCCAUUUGCAAACUAGCCAACAGCAAUCACGCAAUACCGGCAAUAUCAAUCGUCGUUACGAUUCGGCGUAUGAUCUUUCACUGGCAACAUCCAUGUUGACCGGCAAAAUGCAACUCAUGAAUACCAGUAGUUCAGCGGGAGCGGUCACAAACGGCGGCCCAACAGCGCUGCACGGCGGGAUGCAUCACGCGGGUAGUCAUCAAACAAUCCAGCAAAGUCAACACCAGGCCGGAAUAGCGCUGGUUCCGAUCGGUGUGUCCAACCUCAGCUCAGGAUCAUCGCUAACUUCGUCCAUUAGCAGUGGCAGUGGCGGUGGAAGCCUGAUGCGACCGAAGAAAAUGAAAAAAUCCGUCAGUUUUCUACCGACAUUCGUACAGGGCUGCGAUGGGGAUUCGGGUCCGAUACAGCUCAAGCAGGAGCCGUUGGAUGACGGACCUAUACGCAACAUACAGAAGGUGCCGAGCCUGUCCGAUCUGUCCGACCCCGAAGCAUCACUGGAUGUACCAACACAGAUGCCGCCAUUGACGCCUGGUACAAAUAAGAAACUAACCGAAGUGCUGUACGCUUCGUUCGCAUCCUGGGAGAAGGAAGUGCAGACAUUCAAAAUCACCAAAGAUCCUCGGCAAUGGACAGCGGAACAUGUGCUAAUUUGGUUGAAUUGGUCGAUCAAAGAAUUCUCCCUGGAGGGUGUCAACAAGGAACCGUUCCAAAAGAUGAGUGGUCGCGACAUUGUUGGUCUCGGUCGCGAAGGAUUUCUUGCGAUUGCACCACCAUUCACCGGCGAUAUUCUGUGGGAACAUUUGGAAAUACUACAAAAAGAUUGCGAAAAGGCGCUACUAGACCAUUCUGUUGGUGGUGGCGGCGUGUACGAUGCGUCCUGCGGCCAGGCGGCUGGCGGUGUUGGCGUUAACGAACUCAAUGAGUACAACAGUACCCUUCAGCGGUUAAGUGGCCAGCAGCAAGAAUUCGGAAGAGGCAAUGGCUCGAGCAGCAAUAACAACAACAGCAGUAAUACUCCCGCAUCUACCUCCAGUACAACUCCCGGUACGACCACACCGAACAGCAGCAGUACCACCAACACCAACAGCGGCGGCGGCAAUGGAGGCUAUGGAUCGGUGCAUGAUCGUAGUGCCAGCGAAAGGUCUCCACCACCACCACUAAUAUCGUCCAGCGGGGGUAACGUACAGAAUGGUAGCACCAACGGCAGCAGUAGUACAUCGUCCAUGACAUCCUACCUGUCGUCGCUCGGGUCAAGAGGUCCACUCAGCGGGGGCAAUGGAUCCGGCGCAGCGAGUUCCGUCUAUCACCAGCAGUCUGGCAGCGGCGGUGCUAUGAAGGAAGAGCAAGAGCCAAACAGUUUCAUCAACAUUGACGAUCUGCCGAACUAUGGGGUCGUACCGGCACAUUACGACGAGCAAGAUCAAUACCACUCGCUGCCGGCACCCGAAACACAAACGUCCUCGCACGGAUACCUCGAAAACAGUCCCGAGUUUUACUCAGCCAUUCAGAUGGAGCAGAAGUACAUGCCGCCGCACUACAAAUCGGGCCCCUACACUAGCCGAGGUGGGCGCUACCAUCAGCCGCAUCACCACAGCAGCAGUGCUGGCAGCACUGGUGGUGGAGGAACAGGUGGAGGUGGUGGGGGAGGAUCUGGGAAUCAACAUGCGCAGCAGCAGCACCAUCAGCAGCAUCCACAACAGCAGCAGCAGCAGCAGCAGCAGCAGCAGCAACAGCAACAACAGCAGCAACAUCAGCAUCACCACCCCCAUCAUCAUCCGCAUCACCAUGCGCACCAUCAUCCUGCCAGCCAUCAUCAGACAGCUCAUCACACGGACAGUGGAUAUCCGGAGUAUGGUUCACCGUACGACACUCCACCGUUCCAGACUGUUCCCAGUAAUACGACAUCGCCUCAGAGCUCGGCCGCGUCCGGCAACGGAGCUCCAGGUGGUGGGCCCGGAGGCGGUAACGGAGGUGGCAACAACAACAACGGAGACCUGCUAGGUGGUCACGUAGUAGAUCCGUGGAGCUUGCACCAUCCCGGGCAACAUCCGCACGCCGGUGCGCCCCACCCACUGUUGGACUUUCAGCAUCCGGCUUACAUGGGGACGACGAUGGGCUUCGACAAGACGAUGCUAGGGACGUACGGGGCGCAAGGUGGUGCACCGUGCUUUACCGGUUCCGGACCAAUCCAGCUGUGGCAAUUUCUUUUGGAACUGCUCACGGACAAAACCUGCCAGAGCUUCAUCUCCUGGACCGGAGAUGAGUGGGAAUUCAAGCUUACCGAUCCCGAUGAGGUCGCACGGCGAUGGGGUGUCCGAAAGAACAAACCAAAAAUGAACUAUGAAAAGCUAAGCCGUGGCCUCCGGUACUACUACGAUAAGAACAUAAUCCACAAAACGGCCGGCAAGCGAUACGUGUAUCGAUUUGUAUGUGAUCUUCAAACAUUGCUGGGCUACUCAGCGAAACAGGUGCACGAAAUGGUUGAUCUCAAGCCUGACAAAAAGGACGAUGAAUAGACUGGUGAAACAAGGCGGGUCUAAUACAACCUUGCUGUGAGCGGAGGAGAUAUGUGAUUAUGCGAUCCCUACUCAUCCCUCGCUUGUACUACUUCGAGCAUGCGUUGCUGCUCAUUCACUCGAUCUCCCUCUUCUGGAGCCACCGUCGGAAAAUGGGAUAAAUACUUCUCUAAAACCACAUCAUGGCCAAGAGAAAUUAAACUAACUGCUGCUGGAGCUAGAUGCGUAUGAACGGGUAACACAAAAAAGCACGCGAAUCGGACUGAUCAAGUGAAGACACAAAUUGACAAAAGAUUUCCCACCAAAUACGAUAACGGUUCCAUACUUCCAUUAAGAGACAAAAUGCACUGUUGUACAUAACACUGGUGCAUGCUCUAGUCUCGCAUGCAUUCGUCAACUCGCACCAAAAGACGAUUCGCGACGUUUAGAUAUUGCGACCCCAACAGUUGUUGGCGGAUGGCGGCAUAACACCGUUGAUGCUUAUUUAGUUCUUUCCAAACUCGGUCCCGAUUUUCGUGCUUAAUUUCCACACUCUUUAUUUAGCUCCAAUUAAGGGUGGGUUGGAGUGUUGAUACGCGUGAAUGCAUAGUGGACAGAGUAUUAAAAAUGUUGUUUUUACCAUUAAACAAACAGUCGUGUAAAGAAAGUUUUGUUUUUUGUAACGAAAAAACAACAAUCAAUUGUAACGAUUAGUACAGGAAAUAUUACAAACAAACACAGAAAGCUUCCAAAUCCUAAGAACACAACUGUUCGAUGGUAUGCUGAGUGCAAAUAAAUAGGGAAAAGAGUUAAAUAAGUAAGACUAAUAGAACAAGUGCAGAAAACAAAGUGGAAUACUGGGGUGGCGUGUUGGAGUAUAAGACAACUUACAAAACAGCUACUUAAAUCUGCUACCGAAGCACAUAUAAAGCGGGAGCAUAUGUACACCACCUGAACAUGAGCAAUGCGUUCCAAUGGUCGAUACAUUUCAUACGUACAAUAACAUGACCUGUGCUAUGUUACAUUAGACAAUCUAUGUUACAUUAGAUACCCUUGGCUCGGACUCGACCAUCAUCGAUGCUGCUUUCCAAAAGAGCAUUCGUAUCGGACGACGUAAACAGGCAACGUACAGGGGAGCACUUACAGGAUUCAUUAUUACAUGGCGAUUUAGGUAGAGCAAUCGUGAAGCUUUGUGAUAAGUUUGUAUAGAUAAGUUUAUUUUUUAUUACAUGUAUGUAUUUUCCCCCUUUUCUUUCGGUAAUGUUUACUACAACAAACGUGGAUCGCACCCGAUCGGUCAAUGUCUAGAACGUGCAGCCGCAUGCGCACAUCUACGCUGCAUCUAC
Molecule: messenger RNA, 3984 nt
Organism: Anopheles moucheti
Lineage: Eukaryota; Metazoa; Arthropoda; Insecta; Diptera; Culicidae
Gene: pnt
Product: ETS-like protein pointed
Exons: 10
Coding region: 23-2659 (878 amino acids)
Biological process (GO): regulation of transcription by RNA polymerase II; cell differentiation
Cellular component (GO): nucleus
Molecular function (GO): DNA-binding transcription factor activity, RNA polymerase II-specific; sequence-specific DNA binding
Source: RefSeq, a predicted model, not a curated record